AUGCAUGAACGUGGGCAUAAGAUAAAGAUCUUCACCAAUGCUGAUGAAGUUCAUGCAGCUCAAGUUUUGAGCCGGUUAGGUUUGCAAGAUUGUUUCCAAGGUGUCAUGUGCUUUGAAACUCUUAACCCUCCUAUGGGAUUGGGACAUGUUUCAAGCAUAGAAGGGAUGAAUGAAGUACAAAUUGAAAAUGUUGAAACACAAGUUCUGUGUAAACCUUCUGUACAGGCAAUGGAAGCUGCCAUUGCCAUUGCCAAGGGUGAUCCCAAAAAAACAGUAAUUACUGAAAACUUACCUACUUAA
Fraxinus pennsylvanica is the source of this 300-nucleotide messenger RNA. The record is from the annotation of a GenBank genome assembly. Lineage: Eukaryota; Viridiplantae; Streptophyta; Magnoliopsida; Lamiales; Oleaceae.